Lathyrus sativus (Indian pea) is the source of this 1410-nucleotide messenger RNA. NCBI's taxonomy places the organism in Eukaryota, Viridiplantae, Streptophyta, Magnoliopsida, Fabales, Fabaceae. The record is from the annotation of a GenBank genome assembly.
AUGGAAGGUUUUGAAGAAGAAAUUACUGAGCCAGUGAGUCCUACUGGACAAUAUUUGAAUAGCUCUUGUUUGUGUAUAUACAUUUUAGGUGUUUUAGAAUUUGAAUUUUCAAUUGAUGAUUGCCAAACUCUUUCUUUGCUUCAAGAUGUCUUCCUUCCUAUCAACACACGUUUCUCCUCUAUCAUGAUCAAGGACCCAUUCAGUGGAGAGAAAAAAUGGAAGAAAGUUGAAGUUAAUUUGGAGGACCAUAUUAAUGUUCCUAAAUUUUCAAGUGAAAAAUUAUGCAACUCAUUCUAUGAUGAAUCUCUUGAUGAAUAUAUGUCCAAAAUAUCAAUGGAACAUUUGCCACAAGAUAGACCACUUUGGGAAAUUCACAUUAUUAAAUAUCCAACAAAAAAUGCAGCUGCAACUGUAGUAUUCAAACUUCAUCAUGCUCUUGGAGAUGGUUACUCUCUAAUGGGAGCUCUUCUUUCAUGUCUAGAGAGAGCUGAUAACCCUUCUCUUCCAUUCACAUUACCGUCGAGUCAAAGACCUAAAUCGGUUUUUAGUACUAAAGCAAUUAUCAAGAGAUUUCCUUCUGUUUUUUCCUCCACGCUGAGGUCGAUGAUGGAUUUUGGAUGGAGUAUCGUGAAAAGCAGUAUGAUUGAAGAUGAUUUGACGCCGAUUAGGUCACGUGCUGAUGAUGUCAAACUUCGAAAAAUUACUAUCUCCAGUGUUUCUUUCACUAUGGAGCGUAUCAAAGAAGUGAAAUCACGACUUGACGUGAGUAUAAAUGAUGUGAUUGCGGGUUUAAUUUUCUUUGGAAUUCGAUUAUACAUGUUAGAAGUGAAUCAAGAAUCAAGAAAAGCAAGCUCAACAGCAUUGGUGUUAAUGAACACAAGAAAUAUCAAAGGUUAUAAAUCUGUGAAAGAAAUGGUUAGCAAGAACAAUAAUGGUGCUGCAUGGGGAAAUCAAUUUUCAUUUUUACAUAUUCCAAUUCCAGAGUUAAAUGAUCCAAAAUUUGAAAACCCACUUGAAUUUAUUUGGGAAGCUCAUAAAGAAAUUAACAGGAAGAAAAAUUCUUUGGUUACUCCUCUUACUGGCAUGCUCUUAAAAAUGGUGAAAACUAUCAGAGGCCCUGAGGCUGCAGCUAGAUAUGUACACAGUACUUUAAGAAACUCAAGUACAACAAUUUCAAACAUAAUUGGUCCUGUGGAACAGAUGGCUUUGUCUAAUCAUCCAGUCAAAGGUUUAUACUUCAUGGUUGUUGGUCCACCAGAGAGUUUGACAGUAACAAUUAUGAGCUACAUGGGAAAGCUAAGAAUUGCAUUUGGUUCUGAGAAAGAUUUCAUUGACAAACACAAAAUGAAGUGUUGUAUGGAGAAAUCUCUUGAGAUGAUAAUUAAAGCAUCAACAAAGACUUCUGCAUAA